AUGGUACAUCGUAACCAUGGAGAGGAUAGCAGCGUCCUGGUCUCUUUUCAGCCUCCACUGUUUGGCUACUACACGACCGUACAUCUGCGCGUAUGCCCGAAGAGUAACAGGUCCGGCCGGAGGACAGCGUCGCGUGAAUCUGUCGUUGCUGGGGCUGAAAAUGUCACGACAACAAGGCGGUCAGUAGUCACAGACCCGUGGAUUCCGCGAAUGGAUGUGCCAAAUUCCACUUCUCCGCGGUCGGUAGAGGCCAAUUGGACGGAGUUGCUCUGUCAGGAGCAUCAGGUGAUGGAGCCUCGAUCCGGUCGAGCCGAAGUCCGUCUGCCGGGACCGUUGGAGGAGUUCAACUUCCGACUUAUUGUUUACAUGGACGGCGAAACUGUCCAGAUCACAGAGCCGGUCCACUGGAAUUCACCAUUUCCUCUCAAAAAUAUAAACAAUUACAGUCUGACUUUGGCGUAUAUUCUUGUGCAUGGCCGAGUGCCUGCAAAUGGGGCAAAUCACCUCUUUGACAAGACCAGUAUGGCAAAUUAUUGUGAUUUUGGGGGGAGAGGAGAUUCGUUUCGAAGUGCAUCACCAUGGCGCUGUGAAGGAGUUGCCUAUUCCUCCAGAAUCAAGGCAUUUUUUGAAGGACGGAGGAUGGAAAGGUUCCUGAAUUUUGGAGAACGUCAUGCUUCCGAAUCUGUCGACUUCUGCACAUAAGGUCAAGCCAAGCACACGCAGCCGCCGCGAGAGGUCCUACUCGCCGUGAUCAUUGCCGCCGGUUGUCUGGUCAUCUUCGCCCUGCUUAUCCUCUGCUCUUGUCUCACACUUCGACGAAGGACGCUAGGAAAGAAGCAAGGUAGUCCUCUUGGCAUAUCUGCAGAUGAGCAGUUAGCUGACACUGCACUUGUGCCAACACUUAGCAGCUUAAUGGGUUCAAUUUGUGUGUUUUGA
Messenger RNA from Protopolystoma xenopodis, 936 nucleotides. Lineage: Eukaryota; Metazoa; Platyhelminthes; Monogenea; Polystomatidea; Polystomatidae. The record is from the annotation of a GenBank genome assembly.